AUUGUCACUUUCUAUAUCAUUAGGUUUUUCAGUUAGAUUCAGGUAAAAAGAUCUGACUUGGAAAGUUUCUGUUCAGGUAGUUCCUUUCUUUCUUAUAUUCUACAUCAAGCAAUUGGAAGAAAGAAGCUGUCUCUAUAUAGUCUCUUUAUUCUCUAUUUCAUACACUUCUCUGCAGUUACUGCUCUUUGGUUGACAUGUAAGAUGUUGGAUCUGGGUUUCCAAUAUUAUCAGUUGGAAAAGACUGUUUCUUUAAUGGAUUCUCUCUGUUCUUGUUGAAAAUUUUUCAGUCAACUUUUUUCGUCUUGAUCUGGGUUUUCAAUAUUUUCCUCUUUCCUGGCUCUCAGCUCAAAAUCUUUCUAGAGAGAGGAAAAAGCAAAAAAAAAAAAAAAGGCUUUGUAUUAGAGAAAUUUUGAAUCUUUGUGGGUUGGUUCAUGAGUCUCUGAUCCUGGUUAUUAGAAUUUGAGUUGGGUUUUAUUUUCUGUGGGAGAUUCAUCAAUGGCAAGUGAAGAUUUGAUUGAGCUCAAAUUCAGGCUCGCUGAUGGCACCGACAUCGGGCCGAGCAAGUACAGUCCAGCUACCACUGUGGCAUCUCUAAAAGGAAAAAUACUUGCACAGUGGCCUAAAGAGAAAGAAAAUGGUCCGAAAACAAUAAACGAUGUGAAGCUUAUUAAUGCCGGAAAGAUACUGGAAAACAACAGGACGCUUGCCGAGUCCAGAGUCCCAGUUGGUGAACUCCCAGGUGGUGUCAUCACCAUGCAUGUUGUUGUGCGGCCUCCUCUUUCUGACAAAAUCAGUGACAAGCUGCACAAUGAUUCUUCAGAGAAGGCUUGCUGUUCAUGCUCCAUCUUGUAGCUGGAAGUAACAAAAUCAAUGGAGCUUCUGCAAUUAUGUUCGUGGUCGCCAUGUGCUUCUGUUGGACGCUUCUUGCUGAGAUGCAGUUCAGAAACUCAGAGUUUGAUUUUAAGCAGAUGGAGAAACAAGAAGCUUGGUGGUUUCUUCACCAGACCUCAUUUAGUUUGAUCUUGUGGUUUCCUUCAGUAAAACCUUUUUGUUCCUUCGUUGCUUGUGAAUGAUAGAAACGAAUAGGGCAAAUUGCUGGAUUUGAAGCUUAUUUUUAUUAA
Molecule: messenger RNA, 1121 nt
Organism: Corylus avellana
Lineage: Eukaryota; Viridiplantae; Streptophyta; Magnoliopsida; Fagales; Betulaceae
Gene: MUB6
Product: membrane-anchored ubiquitin-fold protein 6 precursor
Molecular function (GO): protein binding
Source: RefSeq, a predicted model, not a curated record